AUGUCGUUCGCCGCAACCCACCCGCCAUCCGCUUCGCCCGAUUCGGGCUCUUCGGCGUCCCUCACCCCCACUGCGGCUCACGCAUACACGAGCAACACGGGUUUCUCAGAUCCAUCUUCCUCUACAUCUACGUCAGCAGCACCCGCAUCCGGCCAGCUGUUCAGUCACGAAGAGUCCAAAUUCAUCACUGACUCUCUCUCUUCUGCUGAGUCGUUCGAUCCUUUUACCAUCGGCGCUCCCGGCUUCAAGGUUCCGUCCUUGUUGCCGCCCAACAUCGCUUCUACGCACGACCACCUCGCCUCGCAAGCGCCGGCUGCAUCUGCACCAUCGUCAGCACCUCUAGCCUUCAGCACCUCCUCGCCUGGUCAGCAAGCCUCUGAUGUGUACGGUAAUGUAGCAGCAGCGCACAGGAUGAACAGCUUCAACUUGUACGGCCACCGUCCGACGGGCACCACGCCGCCGGUUGGUGCAGGCAACGCAUCCAGUCCGUCUUACUUUGGCCAUCUGCACGACAGCUAUGCGCAUCCGAACCACGGUAGUCGUCAUGCUUCCUUUUCGGGUCCCUCGGCAGCAGCCGCCGGCUAUGGCAAGAACAAGGCGUGGCAGAUGGAGCAGCUGUCGUUUCUCGAGGCUCAGGCCAGUCGCGGUCAGCCGCAACAGCAACCGCUUCUCCAGCAGCAUUUCCCAUAUUCUACGCCUCAUCUCCAGCUCAUGCUGCAAAAUGAACACCAUCGACGAUCUAGCACCUCGGUGAUCGGCCGUCCGGUCCCUUAUGAAAACAUUUUGUUCGAGACUCCCCAGCAUAUAUUGCCGCAACAACAACAGCAGCAGCAGCAGCAGCAGCAGCACAUGGAGCAACAGCUGCAACAGCAACAGCAUCGACCUCCCUUGUACCCGGGCGUCGAAGAGCACCAGGCCGGUCUCGCCAUGCUGGGUGCCCAGUUCCCGAGCAGUCACAACUUUGGUACCAUGCAGCAAGGAGGCGACGCAUCGGCACAACCGCAGCAUCUGCAUCACCAAGAGGGGCCUCCGGCCGGGGGUGCAGGCGGUGGCUCGUUACCCGGCGGCUUUUCGGCACAAGCUCUGGCGAUGCUGAACGGCGAUGCCGGGUUGGGUGCUGCUUCCUCGAUAGUAGGAGCGGAUGCAAACGCUGCAGGUGGCAACUCGACUCCCAGAGGACGACGAGCAUCGCGCACACCAACAGCAGGUGCAGAGGCGGGUGCAGGCAAGGCUGGUCGGGUUGCGGCGGCGGCGUGGGCUGCUGGCUCAUCUGCUUCGCCUUCCGGUUCAGCUGGUGGCGUGGGUACCAAGCGGACCUCGAGCGGUGCGCCCAAGACAGCACCGACGCAAGGAUCUUCGCUCAACUCCGGGCCCUCGGGUGCUGUCAUCCGCGCCCUGGGCGACCUGGCCAACCUCGACCUGGAUCUAGAUGGAGCAAUGCGCAUACUGCCCUCGAACCUUCAUCCGUACUUCACACCCGCACGCAUGGAAAAGCGAACGCAGCCACACCUCGAGAUGCUCCGCCAGCAGCACAUCGACGACGGCCUCAUCGACGCCAGUACCGGGCUAGAGAUCAAGCCGGAACCCACGGAGGAGAGUCUCAAACGAGACGCCGAGGAGGCGGAGCGCGAGAAGAAGCAGCACACGCUGCUCACCACCGAGGAGAAGAAGGCGAACCACAUUGCGUCCGAGCAGAAGCGGCGUGCGAACAUUCGCAAGGGCUACGAGUUGCUGUGCGAUAUCGUGCCUAGUUUGAGGGAGGCGUUGGAGAGGGAGGCGACCAAGAAGCCGCGCGGCGAUGAUGAUGAGAGUGCGUCGGAGGACGACGACGAGGCGGGAGGAAAGAGUAAGAGUCCCAAGAAGAAGAAGGCGGGAACGGGGGGAAAGAAGGGUGAGGGCGACGCCGGUGGAGGCGGGGUGGAGAUCGAUGGCGAGAAGAUUGACGGGCGCGCGGGGCCAAGGUCGGAAGCGGUUGUGCUGAUGAAGAGUCUGGACCAUAUGGGUGCGUUGGUCGAACAGUAUAAGGGCUUGCUAGGAAGGAGGAAUCGCGCGCGACUCGCGGUGGCCAACAAGUUCGGCUGGAAUGGGUUAGCGAAUCAGCCCGUCCCGGAUAUCGACCGGUUAUUAGCGAUCAAGGUGCAGGAGUGGUGGGCGUCGCAUGUGGAUGGUGAGGAGGAUGACGAGGAAGGCGAUGAUGAGGAAUUACGGUUCGGUGUGCGUGCAAGCAGUGCGGAUCAGAACGGCGGUCUGGAGGACGAGGGUGAAGACGAGGAUGAGGAGGCGCAGGAGAGCAAGAGUAAGAGAAAGUCGCCCGUAAAGGCGGGGAAGAAGGGCGGUGCGAGGAAAGGGAAGAAGAGUGUAGAAGCGGGAAAAGCGGACGGGGCCGAUGGGAUGUACGACUGA
Messenger RNA from Sporisorium graminicola, 2403 nucleotides. RefSeq lists its product as uncharacterized. The record is from RefSeq and is a predicted model, not a curated record. The coding region runs from base 1 to 2403 and encodes 800 amino acids. Gene Ontology annotation, biological process: regulation of transcription by RNA polymerase II. Lineage: Eukaryota; Fungi; Basidiomycota; Ustilaginomycetes; Ustilaginales; Ustilaginaceae. The transcript has a single exon. Gene Ontology annotation, molecular function: protein dimerization activity; DNA-binding transcription factor activity, RNA polymerase II-specific; RNA polymerase II cis-regulatory region sequence-specific DNA binding.